CUGCGUUCCCCCACAGCGUCCGGGAGGGGACCGCGGAGGGACCGAGCCAAGCGCUGCGCAGUCGGACGCUGACUGGGGAGCGAGCGGGCGACGCAGGGUUCGCAGCGCGGAGCGAAAACAGAGCCAGCAGGGAGCUCCUGGACUGGCAGGAUGGGGUCAGCCUGCAUCAAAGUCACCAAAUACUUUCUCUUCCUCUUCAACCUGCUCUUCUUUAUCCUGGGCGCGGUGAUCCUGGGCUUCGGGGUGUGGAUCCUGGCCGACAGGAGCAGUUUCAUCUCUGUCCUGCAAACCUCCUCCAGCUCGCUCAGCAUGGGGGGCUACAUCUUCAUCGGCGUGGGGGCCGUCACCAUGCUCAUGGGCUUCCUGGGCUGCAUCGGCGCCGUCAACGAGGUCCGCUGCCUGCUGGGCCUGUACUUUGCCUUCCUCCUCGUCAUCCUCGUCGUCCAGGUGGCUGCCGGGAUCCUCUUCUACCUCAACGUGGGCAAGCUGAAGCAGGAGAUGGGCAGCAUCGUGACCGAGCUCAUCCGGAACUACAACAGCAGCCGCGAGGACAGCCUGCAGGAGGCCUGGGACUACGUGCAGGCCCAGGUGAAGUGCUGCGGCUGGGUCAGCUUCUACAACUGGACGGACAACGCCGAGCUCAUGAGUCGUGCCGAGGUCACCUACCCCUGCUCCUGCGAAGACAAGGGGCAGGAGGACGACAGCCUCUUCCCGAGGAAGGGCUUCUGCGAGGCACCCGGCAACAGCACGCAGAGCGGUAACAGCCCCGAGGACUGGCCUGUGUACAAGGAGGGCUGCAUGGAGAAGGUGCAGGCGUGGCUGCAGGAGAACCUGGGCAUCAUCCUCGGCGUGUGUGGGGGCGUCGCUGUCAUCGAGCUCCUGGGCAUGCUGCUGUCCAUCUGCCUGUGCCGGCACGUCCACGCCGAGGACUACAGCAAGGUCCCCAAGUACUGAGGCAGCUGCGGCCCCUCCUCCCCGGCCCCCGACCUCAGGCCUCCCAGGGGCUCCCUGGCCCCUGCUCCAGGCCCACCUCCCACCCCAUGCCAAGGCCCCCGCCCGCCGUGCUGGGGACGUGGGGCUGCUGCACCCGGCCUCCGUCCUGCCUUUCUGCUGCGCCCGGCUGCUCUGCGCCCCCCGCCCUGCCCGCCAGGGCUCCCAGCAGCUCAGCUCAGAGAGGACGCUCCUGCGGUCCCCGCGGGUGGGCUGGGCUCGGCCUGCCCCCGAGGCCGUGUAUAUUGUAUAGGGGACGUGUGUUAAAAGUUGGGGGGGUGUCAGGGGACUACCCACCGGGUGGGUCAGCUUUUCCCACUGUGACACGUACGUCUGUUUCUUCACGUUUUUAUCGAAGGUAGUGGGACGGGGCGGGCGCUGCCCGACAGGGGGCCGCAGCCCUUCCCCAGGCCUGGCUCGCCCCGUCCAGGCAGCUCAGAUCUGGGCCCGAGGGGUCUGCCCGGGUGAGGGCAUCGGCCUGGCCCCAGGCUGUGGCACAGAGCUGUCCGGCUUUCUCCAAGAUCCUGAGCUCUCUGGGGGAGGGAGGAGGAGGAAGCCCUCUCCCGGGAGACGCUGGGCCACCCGUCUCGGCAGACGUCCCCUGGCCCCCGGCAGGGGCGGGUGAGGCUGUGCCUUGGGGGGAGGGGCAGGGCGUCUGUGUGCACAUUCUGUAAAACGUAUUCAGGAUUCUAAGACUGACUAUUAAAGAGGAUUUGUAACGACCCA
Microcebus murinus (gray mouse lemur) is the source of this 1716-nucleotide messenger RNA. It is a transcript of the gene CD82, whose product is annotated as CD82 molecule. Gene Ontology annotation, cellular component: plasma membrane. Lineage: Eukaryota; Metazoa; Chordata; Mammalia; Primates; Cheirogaleidae. The record is from RefSeq and is a predicted model, not a curated record.